CCCCACAGAUAGGAUGGAUGUCGGGCAGUUUGUUUGUAUCAAGCCCAACAAAUCAAGAUCUGAUUCCAAUGCUGAGCCUUUUGCCAGGAGUGGUCAUUGUUGUGCAACAGAUCGAAUCAACAUGUUUGUUUUCGGUGGCUACCAUCCGGAGUUUGUAACUACUCUAACUCAACCAGUCUACAAGGAAAUUACUCUUUGUAAUGAAGUAUUCAGGGAGAUGUUGUGUUUUAAUCUUUACACGGAAACGUGGCAUGAAGUGAGGACAUUUGGAGAAGCACCCUGGGAAGCAGCUUCCAUGUCAAUGCUACUGCAUGGCCAAACGCUUUUUAUGUUCGGUGGAACCAGCUACCCGUGGGGUGAGACGAGUAACUCCGAUGUUAUAGCCUUCAAGUUGAAAGACAAAACAUGGUCCACCUUGGCGUGCAAGGGUCAACGCCCUCCAGGAAAAUAUGGGCAGGCAAUGGUUUUAAGACAUGGUUGUUUGUACCUCUAUGGAGGUUGCCGGCAGAUCUCCAGUGAUGACUACUUGUUUGAUUCUGAUGUUCACUGUCUGGAUGCCAGGAGCCAGACUUGGUCUCUCCUAUCGGACCAGACCACACAGGAUGACCCUGAAGCGCCCUCUAGGGGCAUGUAUAGACAUGGCUUGGCAUGGCACAACAACAAAUUAUACGUUAUUGGAAGCAGCUGGACGGAAUUGCAUUCAUUAAAAUAUCAAGACAAGAUUCAUGUUUACAGUUUGGAGACCAAUUUGUGGAGUACAGAGAUGACAAAACCGUGCUUGGUUGAUCGCUUUCCACUGAGGAGAAAGUACCACAGUUGUGUACAGUGGAAGAACGAGGUUUACAUUUGUGGAGGUCACAACCACAGAAAGGUGUUUGGAGAUGUUUGGAAGUUAGAACUACCCUCUUUGCAAUGGAGCAAGAUACCAGCAUUAAUGCCGGUUCCUGCUUACUUUCAUACAGCCGCAAUAACCCCAUCGAAGUGCAUGUACAUCUUCGGUGGUGUAACCUGUUUGGAGGAUAGAAACAGAACUAAUGGACUCUACAGAAUCUGGUUGACUAUCCCGCCACUCCUCGACAUGGCACUAAGGAAAGUCGUGUCAUUGUUACCCAAUCUGAACUCUGAGAAUAUCGCCAAAUUGCAAGAUCUUGGGAUACCUCGGAGCGUCUUGGACAGAUUGAAGCACAUUGAGUGAUGGAAUCGAAUGUGACUAUCUUUAGCGGAGUGUUGUUGUUGUUGGUGUCCUGAGUCUAGGGUUCAAAUGUUGUCAUUAAACUAAAGAGGUGCCAGACUAUUUACCCUUUUAGCCGCAGUGUGGUUCCACUCAAUUCAUCUGGAGAAAGAUAGGAUGGGCGCCCAGUGAUAUCUAAGCCAUGGGUAAGAUGAUGCAUUAUCGUAAAAGAAAUCAAGUGAAGCAACAGCUUUGCACCCCCCCCCCCCCAAUCACACAAA
Messenger RNA from Asterias rubens (European starfish), 1452 nucleotides. Its product is annotated as kelch domain-containing protein 10-like. Lineage: Eukaryota; Metazoa; Echinodermata; Asteroidea; Forcipulatida; Asteriidae. The record is from RefSeq and is a predicted model, not a curated record. Gene Ontology annotation, molecular function: protein binding. Gene Ontology annotation, biological process: positive regulation of stress-activated MAPK cascade. Bases 14 to 1195 code for a protein of 393 amino acids. The transcript is spliced from 8 exons.